AUGUGCAGUAGUAAAUGUCCAGUACAGUCAUAUAAACCGUAUUUAGAGCGUGUUAAAUUUUUAGUAAGAUUGCCAGAUGAUAAAAAACUACAUAAUCUUGUACUCAUUGGCACUCAUUCGUCAUUAUCGUACCUUAUCAAUGAUGAAGAAUCUCAAACCCAAGAUUUGAAUAUCGCACAGCAAUUGAAAUAUGGAAUUCGUGUUUUGGACCUCGGUGUACGCCCAAAAUCUAAUUUAUUCAAAAUCAGCUCCGAAAGUACUCCUACAGAUAUCGACUUUUCGGAUGCGCUCUCUAAUAUUGAUAAUUUUCUUGACACUAAUCCAGGUGAAUUUAUAAUUAUGUUUAUACGACAAGUUUAUCCUAUGGAUAUUGAUGUAACCAAAAGCAACUGUGAGAUUCUUAAUCACUAUAUCAGCAAUUCAGCGGGCGGAAAACGUUUAGUAAAAAAUUGGCGACUAAAUGACACUAUCGGACAUCAUCGCGGUAAAAUUUUAUUAGCAACUUGGGGUGAAGCAUUUGGUGAAUGUACUUUUUAUCUUAAACGUAAGUGUCUUAUUCAAAAUGACGAUCUUACGUAUAGAAGCAAAAAUCGCGUUUACAAUUUGCAAGAUAAAUGGAGUCGCAUAUCUAAACUGUUACGAAAUAGUUAUAUCAAAUAUUCUCAAUGUCUAAUCAACGAUAUUAGUUUUUCGGAUGGUCUUAAUAGUCGUCGAGCUAUUGCUAAAGAUGGUGGUUAUUUUUUGAACAAUAGCUGUGCCAUUCCACUUAAUCAUGCGAUGUCUACAAAUUUUUUAUACUCAUAUUUAGCGUUAAAUAUAAUCAUGGCUGAUUUUGUUACUCAAGAAUUGAUUGAUGAAAUGAAUGACAGUAAUUUUCUUACUUCUGAUUGGCGAUCUGGAUGGCAUUGA
This is a messenger RNA of Microplitis mediator, 909 nucleotides long. RefSeq lists its product as uncharacterized. Gene Ontology annotation, molecular function: phosphoric diester hydrolase activity. The record is from RefSeq and is a predicted model, not a curated record. NCBI's taxonomy places the organism in Eukaryota, Metazoa, Arthropoda, Insecta, Hymenoptera, Braconidae. The coding region runs from base 1 to 909 and encodes 302 amino acids. The transcript has a single exon. Gene Ontology annotation, biological process: lipid metabolic process.